Messenger RNA from Thunnus maccoyii (southern bluefin tuna), 7141 nucleotides. Its product is annotated as GRIP and coiled-coil domain-containing protein 2. The coding region runs from base 197 to 5191 and encodes 1664 amino acids. Gene Ontology annotation, cellular component: Golgi apparatus. Gene Ontology annotation, biological process: late endosome to Golgi transport. NCBI's taxonomy places the organism in Eukaryota, Metazoa, Chordata, Actinopteri, Scombriformes, Scombridae. The record is from RefSeq and is a predicted model, not a curated record. The transcript has 24 exons.
UGACGACUGCGGAAGCAAGUCGUUGCUUUAGCCUGUUAACUCAAAACCAAAACAGAGGGGUUGUUUUCCUUUUAAAUCCUCAAGGAAUCGGACUUUAACUCGGAUAUCGCCUUGACUCUGUCUGGUCGACUUACCUGUUGUGUCUCUGUGCUUGUCAAGGCGACUGAGAGGAAGCUAAAACAGCUAACUGACUAAAAUGGAGGACCCUGGUGGUACAAGAGCAGAGUCGGUGGCUCCAUCACCAGCUGGCACACCUAAGUCAAAGCUGGACACACUGUCCAAAGAUGACCUUAUCAAGUUUUCCAAGAAGCAAAUGGCAGCUUUGCAAAAGAUGAAGAGCAGAUGUGCAGAUUUAGAGAAAGAAGUCGAAUCCAUGAAACAGCAGCCCAAAAACAGCAACAGCAGUUCAGAUGACUCCACGCUGAUACAGGAGCUGACUGAGAGGAUGGAUGCGUUAUUACUGGAAAAGGCAGAAACUCAGCAAAGCCUUGCAUUGUCUCGUAAAGAUUUAGAGAAGACUAAGCAGCAAGCCAAGGAUGAUUUGGCAGUGCUGCAAGGAGAGCUUGAACGUGUGAUGGAAGACCACCAAAGGAAGAUCAAGACCCUAGAGAGCAGCAUUGAGGAAUCCAACAAUAAACAUCAAGAAGAAGUGAUUUAUUUCCAGAAAUUACUGAAAGAACGAGAGGAGGCUGACAGGGAGAGGGAGAGUGAAAGAGAAAGGGAGCGCCUAGCAGAACAUGCCAGUGCCAAAGAGAGCGAAGAAGAGGUCCGACGUUGUUUGGAAGCUCAGCUUGAAACUCUUCGAGCUGAACUUGAACAAACAAAAUCCCAGGGGAUUGCUGAGCUGGAGGAGAGCCACCAGAGGGAGUUGACUGAAGCUCAGCAGGAGGUGGAGAACCUUAAGGAGGAGCUGGCUCAGAGGAGCCUGCAGCACGAGGAGGAAAUGAGGGCUCUGGAGGAGGACUGUGAGGUCGAGAGGGAGCGUCUCCUGUUGCUGCAUGAGGAGCUGACGGAGCAGCUCGCUCUUAAAGACAGUUACCUGCAGGAUGUGCAAGAGGAAGACGAGGAACCAGUCCGUGGUUCAGGGAUCGCCAGAAUGCUGGAGCUGUCUGCAUGCAGUCAGGGUGACUCCAGCCAUGGUGACGGAGAAGAGACAGAGGCUGGAAAACUGAAAGCAGCCAUGGAAGAUCUUCAAGCCCAGAACACAAUGUUACAAGACGAACUCACCCUGCUCAGUAAUGUGAAGAGCGAGCUUGAGGCAGAGCUGGAGAGGGCCAAGGAGGAGUUCCAGAUGGAGAGAGAGGAGAUGGAGUUUAAAAUCAAUGAGUUGCAGAUGAACCGGGAAAGUACCGCCUCUGAUGUAGCGAUAACCCUACAUCAAAUGAACACUGACCCUGACCAACAAGGGAUCCAAAGAGAGGUCCAGCAAGAGGGUGAAGCACACAAAUAUGGAGUGGACGCUCUCCCAUGUGAAUCCAAAGAGUCAACAGUCAGUCCUGUCCAAGACCAAAACUCCUCGAAUCCAGAGGAGUUAGAGAAGCUGAACCAGGAGCUGAGGGCCCAGUGUGAGGCCUUGACCGGGGAGAGAGACUCUGCCCUGGCUGAUUGCCAGUCCAUGAGGGACAUACUACAAUGUGUGGAGACAGAGCUGGGUCAGAAGACAAAAGAUUUUGUUCUUCAGUACAAAGCCAUGAAGGAGCAGGGGGCUAAUACCUUACACGACCUCCAAGACAAGAUCGAACAACUUAGCCAGGAGAGGGAUGGACUGUUGGCGAGGGUCAGAGAGGUUACAGAGGAGAAAAACACUCUGAUGGAGGAUGUUCAAGACCUGAAGAUGAAGCUUGAAGAUUCCCAAGGUGAGGACCAGAAACUCCAGGCCUGUGUAGAGGAACAAACAGUUUUAGCCUCUGAGCUGAGACAAUCUGUGGAAGGACUAACCAGGCAGAACGAGGAGAUCCUCUCCCAGCUGCAGAUGAAGGAAACCAUGACUCAAGACCUGAGUGAGAUGGUUAACAUGCUGACUGAAGAGCGCGACAAAAUAAAAUCCCUGCUUCAACUUCGAGAAGACGAAAUGCAGAAGCUUAACAGUGAGAGAGCAAAAGAAACCGAGAGGCUGCUGGAAGAGAAGGAGGCACAUUUGCUGAGAGAGGAGAAAGAGAAGGAGUUUGAAAUAGAGGCAAGCCUCAAAGAGGAAAUAGGAAGAAUGCAGAUGACAGUUUCCACUUUAGAGCUGACUAUCAAAGACAUCUCUGCAGAAAAGGCUGAACUCCAUCAAACAUUGGAAGAGACACUCUCAGGGCUUUCCCAAGCCCAGGAGAAGAGGGAGCUUUUGGGCUCCAAGCUGGCGACCCUGGAGGCUGAGCUGGAGCAGGAGACGUCUGAAAAGCAUCACCUAGAGACGAAGUUGAAUUCACUGACGGAGGAGGCGGAGGAGGCCCGCAACACCAUUAGCACUCUGGAGGAAAAUCGGUCUGAAGAACUAAAAAACACAAAGGAAGAGGUGGAGGAGCUCCGAAUUCGCAUAGAUGAGCUGGAAAAGGAGAGGAACUUGUUGAGGAGUAGCCUUGAAGAAGCUCAAGGGGAAGUAAGAUUGGAGGAGGUGCAAAAUGAGUUCCAGGCUCGUAUCAGGGACUUGGAACAGGAGAGGAACAUGUUGAGAAACAACCUGGAGGAGGUUGUGAGGGAUACUGAAGGGCUGCAGAAAGACCUGCAGGAUAUGAAGUCAGUCAAUGAGAAGAUUAGUGGUGAGAACCAGAAUUUACAGGCCCAAAUUUCUCUCAUGUCUCAAGAGAAAGAAGAGGAGGAGAAAGGGGAAAUGGAGAAUACGGAAAAAGAGAGGCAAGAGCUUAAAGAGCAGCUGACAGAGAAGGACGAGCUCAUCUCUCAGUUGAGGAGCGAGAUGGCUGCUCUCCAGGACUCUGCUGCCCAGUCUGCUUCCUCUGACGAACAUGCAGCCAUGGAAAUCACAAAGAAAACAACUCUCCUGGAGAAAGAAAUCAAAGAAAAAGACGAGAAGAUGAACAAAAUCAAGGCAGUUGCUGUCAAAGCGAAGAAGGAGCUGGACAACAGUAAGAAAGAGGUUGCAACCCUCAAGGAGGAAGUAGCAUCGCUGAAAGCGGAGAGAGAGAAAGUGAACAGCUCAAUGAAAGAUAUCAUCCAUGGUGCUGAAGGCUACAAGAACCUGCAGAUAGAUUACGACACGCAGACAGAGCAACUGGAUAAGGAGAGAGAGAAGGUGGAGGCGGCAGAGAGACAGAUUGCUGAGCUGACCAAACGACUCAGCAGUGCUGUCACACAGACAGAGUUGCUGACCAGUGAGAAGGAGGACCUGCUGGCCGGUUUAGAGACCACGCGGAGCACAGUCAGGCAGCUGGAAACCCAGAACCAGGAGUUUCAAAGACGGUCGGCAAGUCUGGACAGAGACCUGCUGGCUGAGAGAGCUAUGAAAGAACAGAAGAUGAAGGAGUUGUCAUCUGCCACGACAGAGGUAGAAGAGCUGACAGCACAGCUCCGCAAGCAGCAGCAGCAGUCUCAGCAGACUGCCCAGGAGCUGGAGCAGCUACGCAAGGAGGCGCAGCAGAACUCUCUGCUAGACAUGGAGAUGGCCGACUACCAACGUCUGGUGAAAGAACUCAACACCAAACUGUCAGAGAGAGACGAGUGUGCUGAGGAGUUAAAAGCUCAGAUAAACACACUGACCCAGAGGGAGGAAACGCUGAAACAGGAAAUCGAGGCUUUGAAGUCCCAGCUGGACCAGGGGGAGGAGAAGACCUCCAAGAUGAAACAGCUGCUGGUAAAGACCAAGAAGGACUUGGCCGAUGCCAAAAAACAGGAGAGCUCCCUCAUGGUGCUGCAGGCCUCUUUGAGAGGAGAGCUGGAGGCUAAUCAACAGCAGCUAGAAAGCUCCAAGAUUGAGGUGUGUGAGCUGACAGCUGAGCGCCAUCGUCUGCAGGAGCAGCUGAAGUCUGCGUUGGAACAGCAACAAAGAAGCAGCAGCUCUCUGCAGCAGCGCAUUAACAGCCUGCAGCAGGAGAGGGACGAUGCUAAGGCUGAACUUACGGCAACAGCCGAAGAGUUUGAGAGUUAUAAGGUGCGAGUCCAUAAUGUGCUCAAACAGCAGAAGAACAAAACCACCACCCAGAGUGACGGAGACUCCAGCAAACUAGAGAGGGAGCAGUUGUCCUCUCAGCUAGAUCAGCUGAGGUCCAGGCUGGUGGAGAGUCAGCAGAACCUCCAGAGCAGCACGGCAGAGCUGCAGCAGCUCCAGAAUGAACACGACACUCUGCUGGAAAGACACAACAAAAUCCUCCAGGAAAAUGUUAGCAAGGAGGCCGAGCUCCGUGAGAGGCUGUUAUCAAUGCAGUCGGAGAACGUGACUCUGCGGACAGACCUGUCUCAGGCUCAGGCUGACCUGUCCUCCCAGAUCGAGGCCCAGCGACAGACCUACAGGGAGCAGCUGAGGAAACUGCAGGACGAGCACCGGGCCACCGUGGAGACCCUGCAGGGCCAGCUGACCCGUGUCGAGGAGCAACUCUUCAACCUGCAGAGCCAGAACAGCUCAGUCUCAGUCCAGUCCAGCCGUAAGUCAGACCUCCAGCGGAGAAAUACAGAUCAGAACCAGGCAGGGCUGGGACUAAUGGCCCUCGGCGACCUCCAGUCUAUGGCCAGGGAGGAGGGUGAGGGCAUGGAGACCACCGAGAACGAGAGCCCCUCCCCUGCACUUACACCUUUACCCUCUUUGGAGCAGCUCCUCACAUCCCCAGACCCCAAACAAGAGCCGUUUGUGUGGACAUUGGAGCCCACCAAAGAAGAGCUAAGUCAAAAGCUUAACACAGCCACACGCAGUAUGGAGCAUAUGAACACCCUCCUGCAUGAAACUGAGGCCACCAAUGCUGUUCUCAUGGAGCAGAUCACUUUGUUGAAGAGUGAAGUGCGUCGUUUAGAGCGAAACCAGGAGAGGGAGAAGAGUGUGGCCAACUUGGAGUAUCUGAAGAACGUUCUGUUGCAGUUCAUCUUUCUGCAAUCUGGCAGCGAGAGGCAGGCGCUUCUUCCUGUCAUCCACACCAUGCUGCAGCUCAGUCCAGAGGAGAAAAGCAAACUGGCUGCCAUCGCACAAGGUGAAGAGGAGGCGGCCGGGUCUCGCGGCUCAGGCUGGACCUCUUAUCUCCACAGCUGGUCUGGGAUCAGAUAGACUCGAUGACCAACCAACUACAAAAAAAAAAAAAAGACUGGGAGUACUGUGCUAAGAUGUUACUGGGCCUUUUUCUGUGAAAACCUGUACUGAGCAGUGAUGCGCCAACAAAUAACUCGGAGAUUAACUUGGGCAUUGUUAAUAUAUCGGGAGCACAAUAGAGGGGACCGAGGAAUGUAUAAAUGGAGAAUAAGGACGAGUGUGGGAGAGAAAAUGAAAACCAAAACAUUUGACAUGUUUAUUGAUUUGAAAUUGCAGUGCAAUAGAUACAUAGGUCUCCUACCAAUGAAUGUUAACAAUUACACAUUUCUGUCUUCCUUGAUAUUGACGCAUGUAUUUAUAUCAUAAGAUUUACUGGACGUAAGGAUUCACUUCCUUGAUGUGAAGCUCCCAAGGCAUUAUAAGACAUUAGCACACUGAGAACAUUGUGAGAGUAUAUAUAUAUAUAUAUCACAUCAUAAUGUUAGAAUCACAAUACUGUAUCAAACACACAAUGUGCACAAAUUAUGAGAGGAGGAAUCAGUCAAAGGGUAACUGUGUAGUUAAUGGCAUCAUAUUAACUUGAAUAUAAUUUUCAGAUGUUUGAUUACAUUACAAGAAGUGUCUGCUUGCACUUCUAAUGGGAUUUUAUACUGUGUAGCACAGUACACUUAAAGGACUAUACAAGUGUUUUAGCGCUUUUGGUUAAAAAAAAAUCUUAUAUACUUACAUUUCUUUCAAAAAGUUUCAAAGGCAGUGUCUUAAUUUUUUUGUUGUGUUGUUACUACCUAAGAGGCAGCUAUUGCUCCAAUCCUUACAUUAUGACAUCAACAUCCAUCAGAGUAAACCUCAUGUCUGCCUUAAUUUCUUUUGGCGGUUGCUGCCCAGAAGGUAGAAAAAAAAAAAAACAUUCAGAAAAUGCAACAUGCUUUGGGGAAAGAUCAGCAGUGGUGUUAAGUAUAUGUGAUUUAGUUAUUACGCUUAAACUCGCUAAAGCACUAGUAUGGUCCGGUCUGUCUUAUCAUAAUCCCACUUGAAGUACAAAAGAAUUUAUAUCUCACAUUCUCAGGCUCACCUGACCAACAUGACUGACAAAAACAUUGUAAUAUUAGUAAUGUUUGUACAUUUUCUGUCUAAUUUUGUGUUACUAAUGCUUCAUAUUCAGAAAUCAUGAGCAGUUAUAAUUUUUAUUAAUUGGGUUGUAAUUUAACAUAUCAUCUAGUGAUGAUUGUUUUGUGAUUUUUUGUUCUGGUUUCUGUGUAAUUUGUCGUUACUGUUUGCUGUGGUUGUUAUUAUUUAAUACCAAGUUAUUAUUUUAAUUGAUUCUACAUCUAUUUUUGGAAUACUUUUUUUUUUGUCAGUUGUUGUUCUGCCGUGAUUUGUUGCUACUUCAUCUGUCCCCAUGACAACUACUACUACGACCCUGCUGAAGCCUCAUUGAGCAGCAGGACUCAUGGAUGCUGCUUUUAAGAGUGUCUGACCGUGACCUCUGACCUCUCCGUGGAGGUGGGAGGGGAGGGGGGGGGGUAGAAAAUUCCACACAGAAGUCCCCCUUCCUUUAAAACACACAUCCACCCUCCUUAUAAUCACAUUAAUACAUUUUAGCUCAAGUCCUACCAAUGAUGAAGAUGAUUGGCCUGUUCAUUUCUCAUUCCAGUGGCAGCUUUUUGUGUGAUUCCUUCAGCGUAACUGAAUGUAAUUUUAUCCAGAGUCUUUAUAUUUAUGAUGGUGAACGUCAGCAGAAGCUAUGAGAGAUUCUGGUAACUAUAAAAUCUUAACUGUGUAAGAGUGAAUGAGCAAUAACAGUAUGUAAAGUUGAUUCCACGUUUGACUGUUGUAAAGUGACACUGUAAACUUUUUAUGUUACCACGAGGCAACAGUUUAGUUCAGAGACAGUUCUUGUUUUGUUUUUUUUUUUGUUUUUUUUUCUGGAUUAUUUCCAACUAUAAACAAUAAUUAAGUCAACAUGAA